Lathyrus sativus (Indian pea) is the source of this 636-nucleotide messenger RNA. Lineage: Eukaryota; Viridiplantae; Streptophyta; Magnoliopsida; Fabales; Fabaceae. The record is from the annotation of a GenBank genome assembly.
AUGGAAACAACACUCAUGUGCUUUCUUUAUUAUUUGUUCAUAACAUUUUGUUACUACUUUGCCAAUUCUGUACAUGCUAUAGAAUCCCCAAAGUAUACAGUAAUACAAUCAGAAUCAGAUUUUCAGAUCAGACUCUACAAUGAAUCCUCAUGGAUCUCCGCCUCAUCGCCCGGAACUAAUUCCUUCGAGCAGUCCACCAAAGCCGGAUUUCACAGGUUGUAUCAAUAUAUUCACGGAGCAAAUUUAAAUUCUUCGAAACUUGCAAUCACUGCUCCAAUCCUAACAAGAAUUCCUUCAUCGGUGUCAUCUGAGAAUGGCUAUAGUGUAAGAAUGUAUGUAUCGCCUCGCUUUCAAGGGAAACCUCCGCAGCCAAAUCCCGAACUGAAGUUGCAGGUUGAGAAAUGCAAAUCUCAAUGCGUGGCAGUUAGGAAAUUCAGUGGAUAUGCAAAGGAUGAUAACAUUAACAAAGAAAUUGAAGCUCUUGUUAGUAGCUUAAACAAGAAGAUAGAUAAAACUUCAGAAAUAGUGCAUGAUGCGAGUUCGUAUACGAUUGCUCAAUACAAUGCUUCCUUUCGUGAAACUGAGAGGGUAAAUGAAGUGUGGAUAAAUGUGUCAGGAUUUAGAAUUGAUUGCUGA